Messenger RNA from Anopheles cruzii, 842 nucleotides. RefSeq names its product NADH-quinone oxidoreductase subunit B 2-like. Gene Ontology annotation, biological process: electron transport coupled proton transport; mitochondrial respiratory chain complex I assembly; aerobic respiration. The coding region runs from base 163 to 792 and encodes 209 amino acids. Gene Ontology annotation, molecular function: quinone binding; NADH dehydrogenase (ubiquinone) activity; 4 iron, 4 sulfur cluster binding. The record is from RefSeq and is a predicted model, not a curated record. The transcript has a single exon. Lineage: Eukaryota; Metazoa; Arthropoda; Insecta; Diptera; Culicidae.
ACCGUCGGAUAAAAACGUCAACAAACCGGCGCUGCAAAACGUCAACAACCCAUUUGAAACCUAUUGAAGGAGGACACGCGUUGUAUGCAUUUUAAAUCGAUUUUUGUGACCAGCAGUAGGCCGUGCUGCUGUCGCUAGUGCAGUUUACACCGCAGACUCGCGAUGCUGGCGAUUCGUCCGUUACUUCUGUCGAAAGUACUAUGGCUGCCAUCGGUCACCGGUCACCGGAUGGAGCUACUAAGAACAAAAGGAUCCAUGCCGGUGGUGGAGAACGAUAAACCAGAAAAGCUUUCCUACUCGCCGUUCGGAACCAAGCAAUCCGGCUGGGGUGACUGGGCCGUGGCCCGACUCGAUGAUGUUCUGAACUGGGGGCGCAAGGGUUCAAUCUGGCCGCUUACUUUCGGGUUAGCGUGCUGCGCUGUUGAAAUGAUGCACAUUGCCGCCCCGCGCUACGAUAUGGACCGCUUCGGAGUGGUGUUCCGCGCCUCUCCGCGCCAGGCGGACGUCAUCAUCGUCGCCGGUACGCUGACGAACAAAAUGGCACCGGCGUUGCGGAAGGUAUACGAUCAGAUGCCGGAACCACGCUGGGUCAUCUCGAUGGGAAGCUGUGCGAAUGGCGGCGGCUACUACCACUACUCGUACUCGGUCGUCCGUGGCUGCGAUCGCAUCAUACCGGUCGAUAUUUAUGUGCCGGGUUGUCCACCGACCGCCGAGGCCCUCCUCUACGGCGUGCUACAGCUCCAGAAGAAGGUGAAGCGCAUGAAGACAGUGCAGAUGUGGUAUCGCAAAUGAAGUUCCAGUGGCGGUUUGUAGAAACUCGUAAAUAAAUUUCCCAAACUUUC